CACAGUAAAUCGAAGACACGGUGAGAAAGAGAGGGAAAGGAAACAAGAAAUUCAGACUAGAUGUGGCUCAGCUGAACAUCCAGCUCGCCUAAUGUUGUGCUCACUCACUCACUCUGAUCUGUCUGGGCAGAAUGGAACUGAUAUUAGUUCGCCAGCGACUGAGCAGGAGCAGCAGCUCUGUAGAUGAUCAUCACUCCUUUUGGAUUAUUUCAGAAAGCACUACUGUUGUGAUGCAUUGGAGCACCAGCAGAAAGGAAGAUGAACCUUGAUUCUCUGGAGGGCUCGAUCCAGAACCUGCUGUCAGUGCUGUACCCGCCCUUUGAGGCCACCGCCCCCACUCUUCUCAGCCAGCUCUUCCAAAUCAUUGAAAGUCGUUAUCAGGGAGACGCCCUGCGGUGCCUGCUGGACUUUCUUGUCCCAGCCAAGCACAUCUUAGACACUGUGCAGCAGGCUGCAUGUGCUCAGUACUCUGAUGUACUUUUCCUCUGUGAGGGCUGGCCUCUGUGUUUGCAUGACCGAGUUGUCAUCCAUCUCGCUCCACUCAACCCCCUGGUACUACAGCCUGGUGACUUUUACCUCCAGGUGGCACCAUUUUGUGACCAAUCCGCUCGCAUUGUUGUCUGCAGCCUCUUGGAAGAGGAGGGGCUGACAGUGGAAGUAGUUGAGGAGACCCCAGUCCCUGAAACUUCCUAUCCUUGUAUAUUCAGCCGUGAGUGGUUAGAGGAGACCAACCAGAGCCGCUGUGGAACACCUCUCAGCCAGUGCCUGCUCGCCACUGAGCAGGGCAUAGUAAGGUUACCAUGGGAGCGGGUGGCCGUGCCUGAUUUUGUGGAUUUGCCACGGUGUGCUGGGAGUAGUAUGGCCUCUGCUCCUCCCUCUCAUCCUCCUUUAUCAUCUCCGAUUUCUCCUCUUCCACCUCUUCCUACUUUUUCUGAGAAGUCUUUAUCAAAUUGUUCAUUUCUUCUUUCUCCUUCAAAGGAAUCUGCACCAAAACAGUAUCCUAUAACCAUCCAUAAUUCAAUUUCAACAUCUUCACAUCCUUCUUCCUUCGCUGUUGAGACCAGAAUAUGUCCAGCAAAGGAUGGUAUUGCUGUGUCACUCUGCCUGGUGGAUACUAGUGCUACCUCACCUAGACUGGUCAAAGUGAAAGAAAAAGAGCCUAGGCCUAUAGGCUGGGUGUCCCCAAAUAUGUGGGACAGCCGCUUUACUGGGAAAGAUCAAACUACAGCUACAAAUACAAGCACUGUUUUAAGUCCAUGCACCCCUGCAAGUGGAGACACAAUCACAUGCAAUGCUGCAGAAAGGAGUGUUACUGUUUUUGAAAAUAUAGGGGAACAUAAACAUAGCGAUUCAAAUAUUACAGAUACAAGCAGAAGUGGACCAACCAGUCACGUUACUCUAGAAGGGGAAUAUAUACUUCAGGCACCUAUGCUUUUUGGUAGAUCUCAGUUAAUAACUGAAGAACAGCAGAAAUUAAAAGUGCAAAUGCAACCAUACACACAAUUCCAAACACAAAGGCAUCCACACAGACAAGCACAAAUGGAGUUGUACAGGCAAACACAGACAAACACAAAAAUACCUCCACAAGCACAGUCACAAGCACAUGUGUAUUUACCUACAAAACUAGAAACACAUAGUCAUUCUACUGCAGAGGCUCCUGUAUCUUUAAGGCCCAAUGAGUCUGCAGAAACAGGACCUCCAUCUGCUCUACACCAUUUCCAGUCCUGUCACCCUGACCCUGACUCCCUUGAAUCCUCUCAGUGUGCCCGCACUGUCCAGUUCUCGGAGAAACCCUGUACCCCGUGCAUGAGGAGGAGACAAGGUGGAAAGGUUAUCAGAGGUCAUGAGCCGAGAUGUCGAUACAGGGAAUCCUACCAAGCUGCUAUAGAAAACCCUGUCACAUUUGGACAGGAGAAAGAGAGGGGUAACAUGUUAGCUGUGGUGGAAGAGGAUGGUGAUUUCUCACAGUGUGAUGACAGGCGGUGGCCACCAGGGCCAGAAGUGGGCAAUCCACAGUGUGAUGUUCAAGACCAGUCUCCUUCCUGUGUCAGUGGAGCCAUCUGUAAGGAGUCAGGAGAAAGGAACACUGUUCCACAAUGGAAAUCAGGAGAUAUAAAUGCUGCUCCCUGUAUGGAGUACAGGGGUUCAAAUGCUUUAAAAUAUGAUGGGCUACCAGAAGAGACAACUGAAAGAACAGCUGUACCACUUAGAGAACUAAAGGAUGCACACUCUGACAAACCUUAUGGCAAGUUACACAAUGCAAACGGGACAAAUUUACCAUCAGGAAUGAGGAUGAACACUAAUAGAGGUUUGUCAAGCUCAAGUCACCCCAAACAGUCAGAUGUGAUCUCUGCUAAACACCAUGGAUUAUGGUUUAGUUCAGGUGAAACCUCAGGGAUGAAUAUGGCUCACAAACCUUGUGAAAGGCUGCAAAACAGAACCAGCUCCACAGAGACAAGUCCAGACUUUACUAAGUCUCUUACCACGCCACAAAAUAGACAAGAAUCCUUGUCAUAUGCAAGAUUGUCAUCCCUCUCCACAAUGGUGGUGGACACCUCAGAGAGAUGUGAAGUCGUCAUCGUUGAUGGUCAAAAUGUCAGGAGAAAAGAGAAUACAGACUCCUCUGCAGAGAUUCCCCAACUACAUGUGGUCAAAUGUAAAAACAGCACAGCUUUUGGACUGGUUUCACCCAAAAUCAACAGGAGGAAGAUGGUCAUUCAAGAUGGUUCUCAGCCUGCUGAUACAUCCAUAACCAGUAGAAAUGGCCAUCAGAUGGAGAACACGUCAAAGACAAAACCAGCAGCAGCGACACAAAAGAUUCCCCAGCUUGCCUCUGCUUGUCCAAGACCUGACCACCUCCCACUGGGCUCCCCAGACCCCAGAGCGCACCCCCUCUAUCUUGGAGUUGCAUCUCUCACAGGCGGCAGAGACAGGACUGGCAGGGCAAUAACUGAGCUCUACGGAGAUCACCAAGGAUGGAGGUCAGAUGUAAUGAGCUGGGAGCUCUUCCAAAUGCUGCUCUACUUCCACUCUAUCACCAGGAGAGAAAUCAGAGAUGCUGGGAUGACACUCAUUUUCGAUGCAAGGAAGACAAAUCCUCAGCCGCAGCUCUAUAAGGCCUUGAUGCUGUUUCAGGAGCAGACUCCACAGGCUAUUAAUAGUUUGGUGCUGCUGGUGGGCAAGGACGGCAACCUCUGGCCAGAGAGAUGUCCUGGGGUCCAGACUGAUGUGGUAACCUCGAUGAAAGCCUUGUUCAAGUUGGUGGAGGUGAGCCAGCUGAGCCCCCGCCUGGAUGGCACGUUGUCUCACAGCCAGUGCGACUGGGUGGAGCUGCACCAGAAACUCUUCCCAUUCGUAUCUGAUCUUCAUGAGGUGUCCGGCCUGCUACUGAGAGCCGUCAGUAAGUUAGAGGAGCCCCAGAGGACGGACACUGUACAGACGGUGCAGCAGUGCAUCAUGGACCAGAGGACUUUUAUGAGGGAUGUACUGGAGGACAGCAGAUUGGUCAGCCUGCAGAGGGAGGGCGGGUCCAUCCUGGCUAGGCUGAGGAAGGAGCGUGACCUCAAAUACCCCCACUGUGACGACCUUGGUGAUCCAGUGGACUCUGUGACCAGCCUGUACAGCCACGUGGAGGAGCAGGCUCACAUGCUUGUGCAGAGGUCCAACAUGUCAUUGGAACACCUGGAGUACCUGCUGCAACUCAGAGAGAUGGAGGGACACUUCACACAAAUGCAGCAGUGGUUUAAUGUAGAAGGAGAACGCCACCUGCUGGAGGCUGAAUCUGUUGAAGACUCUGGAGACAGGAUGGAGCAGGUCCUCACCAGCUUUACUGGUUUCCUUAUAGAAGCUAAUGACCGAAGACACCAUGCCAUGUUGUUAGUUUCAGAGGCAAAGCAUCUGCAGCAGAGUGGCCUCUCCUACCCAGAGGUGGAGGCAUUCAGGGCUCUAGUCUGCACUUUCAAGUCAGGCCUGGAGGACUUCCUGUGCAGGGCAGAAGCAUGUGGCAGGCAGCUGCAGGUCAUGGUCAACCUGUGUGAUUUUUGUGAGCAGGCUACAGCUCUGGCCAAUGAAUGCACUGAUUAUCUGAACCUGAGUCAAUCCAGAAUGCACACAGUGCACAACCAUCAAAAUACAACACCUAUCAAUCAAACAAACUCUCAGCAAAUACAACAGCAAAGCCAAGACCCCGGACCAAGCACCGCAUCUGUUGGCCAGUCUCUUAUCCACGCAAUACGUGGCUCUGGCCCAGUCACCACCAGUGUUUCACUGUCGGCCAAUGACAGCUCCAUCCUAAAGACUUUCCAAGACAGGUUGCUCCAGUUCAGCCCAGAGAGAUUUCAGGAGAUGAAGGCACAGGCCAGUGUCUUGCGGGGCUCCAGGGCGAAGCGUGUCUGGAACGUAGCCUGGCUGAGAUGUCAGGAAGCCAGGCAGCAGCUUCAGGAGAGGAUGCAGGAUGUGCAUGAGGUUUACCACCAACAUCCAGAUUCUAACAGCUGGUGUGAAUGUCCUUAUGUUGAUGUGGUGAGCACUAAUGUUCAGACAGCAUCACCCGGUGGGCAGAGUCUAGUGGUACAGUCUACCCCUGGGUCUUGGCACCCGCAGUGGGAGGGUGUGGAGGAUUUUUGGAAGAGAAGGCCGAUCCUUAGCAACAACAGCACUGAUUUAACAAAUGUAGCCUGCUGUAACAUUGUGAAACCUGAGGAUCACAGUGAUGCUGGAAUCAACCAGGGGUCAAAGGUCAUUCCACCAUCACCUCACAGACCAGCAAGGGGGACGGAAGCAGAGACAAGGAGGAGACAGAUGAGCAGAGCGAGGACUGAACGAGAUGCUGCUGCUCUGUCUCAGUCUCACACUGUCGGUUGCCAGUGGUUUCCUUGGGGACGAGGUCUGAGACUGAGGUCAGUGAGCCAGGACUCGUGCCUGACAGGGGUAGCAACAGCAGGGUCAUCUCCUAAUCCAGAGCAGCAGGUUCGACCCCCAUCGACCUGUUCCCACCACGGUCAGCCAUCUUGUCGGAUCCUUCACGAGGCUCAGAAGUUUCAAAUCUCCCGCCACGGGAGCUUCUGCUCUGAGGACACCUGUAUGAGUGACCGAUGUGCUGCAGGGGGUAAUGGGGCAUACUGCAAACACUCAAGCCUGCCCGUCGGGAGAUACGAGGGGGUGUUUUGUUUGGCAAAUCCACAGGAAAGCACCAGCAAUGCGCUGAGACUGCAGCGUGUCCUGGAGGAGCUGGUGCUCACAGAGAGGGAGUACGUCCGCUCUCUGGGCUACAUCUUGACCCACUACCUCCCCCUGCUGGACAGACCAGACAUACCCCAGGACCUCAGGGGCAAGCGAGGUGUCAUCUUUGGCAACCUGGAGAAGCUUUAUGAUUUCCACAGUCACUAUUUCCUGCCCGAGCUGGAGGCCUGCCAGGGGGAGCCCGCCAUGGUGGCCCGCUGCUUUCUCAGACAUAGUGAGAGUUUUGGCUUGUACGCCCUGUACAGCAAGAACAAACCUCAGUCAGACGCUCUCAUCCUACACCGUCGCCAUGACAUCUUCAAGAAAAAGCAACAAGAGCUGGAGGACAUGAUGGACCUUUCGUCCUACCUGCUGAGACCCAUCCAGAGGAUCAGUAAAUAUAGCCUCCUGCUGCAGGACAUGCUGACCCUGGCCGGCUCACACAGGCCAAAAGAUACGAUCCAUGAAACCCUACUGGCAUCUAGUGCGCGCGCGCAAAGUGUGUGUGGCCCAGGUGUGUAUGUGCCUGAUCUGACGAGCAGUGAGAGGGAGAGGGCUGAGAUCCAGGCUGCUGCGGAUCUGGUUCGAUUUCAGAUGCGACACGGGAACGAUUUGCUCACCAUGGACGCCAUCCAGGACUGUGAUGUGAAUUUAAAAGAGCAGGGCCAGCUGAUUCGCCAGGACGAGUUCACAGUUUACUUUAGGAAGAAGAAAUGUGUCCGCCGCAUCUUUCUCUUCGAAGAUUUAAUCCUCUUCAGCAAGACCAAGAGAACAGAUGUGGGCAAUGAUGUUUAUGUCUACAAGCAGUCAUUCAAGACAAGCGAUAUUGGGAUGACCCAUAACUCUAGCGUGAGUGGGCUGUGUUUUGAGAUCUGGUUCCGCAGGAGGAAAACUGAAGAUACCUACACUCUGAAGGCAUCUAGCAUGGAGGUGAAGAAAGCUUGGACCACCGACCUGGAGGGGAUCCUGUGGAAUCAGGCCGCUCACAGCAGAGAACUGUGUAUUCAGGAGAGGGUGUUCAUGGGAAUGGGCCGCAAACCAUUCAUGGACAUUCAACCCAGUGAUGCUGCAACGUGUGACCAAGCCCUCACUUGUGUCCUUCCUGGGAGAAUCCCUGUGGCAUAUUGUUCACACAGGGACUUAGACUAUCCACGGCCGCACUCGGUUGGCUCUGGCAGCACUGCCUCCACCACCCUCAGCCAAUCGUCUUCCUCCUCUGGCCGGGGCUCACUGCCGCCUGCUGGUUAUCCUGGGAACCAGUCACAGGGAGUAGAGGCCAGUCCUGCUGCCUGCUCUUCCCCUGAAGCUGUGACUGACAGUGGACCCAGCAGUCAUCAUCUUCAUCAUAACUGUUAUGCUCUGAUGGGCAGCACUGAAUCAUCCGGGGAAUACAUCGACGUCUUCAGCAGCUCAGACCACAGCUGCCUGUCUGCCAUUGGUGGAGAGGUAGUGGAUGACGACUCUUCACUUGCAUCCAAGAGUUCAAAGCCUUGCCCACCACUGUGUUGGACCCCCAGCCUGACCAGAAACAGCUCUCCUGAUGUUACUAGAAAGAAACCAGGCGUCACCCUGAAACCUCCACAUCUGGCUAAAGCUCAGGGUGAUGAAAGUCUAAGUGGAAAAUCAACAGAAGUUUAACCAUGGAUUUCCUGCAGAAAAUAAGUAUGUAAUGUUCUUAAAUAAACACAGUCAUAUGGUGGAAAUAUGGGAAUGAACACAACUGAAUAAAAUAGUGGGAUUAUUUUCUAAUUUUUGUCUAGAAGUACUGUUAUACAAUCAAAUAGAAAUGCAAUAAGCCUGAAAUGAUGCAUUUGAUUUUAUCAAAUUGUUGUCAGUAUUCUGAACAUUAUUUAGUUAUUGCAAUUAAGGAAAUAACCCUGUAUUUAAAAAAAACAACAACUAAAUAAUAGUUCCUAAAUCAUUCCUUUCCAUUUGCGUAGUAGCAGUUAUCUCAGGUAACCAUGUUGAAGUAAGGUUAAGAGGAUAAUGUUGGUUAACUGCACAAUUCAGAGCAGCAGAGUAAAUGAUGUUUCUUUUAUUACCUGACAUUAAUAUUUGAAUGAGCAAAAAUUGUAGAUUCAAAGUGGACAGUUUUUUUUUAAAUCUGAUUUUGUUCUGAUGCAGUUUUACAUGGUCAGCUCUUAAGUUUUUUUUAUUUUAUUUUUUGCUGUGUAUAUAAGU
Molecule: messenger RNA, 7401 nt
Organism: Monopterus albus (swamp eel)
Lineage: Eukaryota; Metazoa; Chordata; Actinopteri; Synbranchiformes; Synbranchidae
Exons: 24
Coding region: 259-6858 (2199 amino acids)
Molecular function (GO): guanyl-nucleotide exchange factor activity
Source: RefSeq, a predicted model, not a curated record